AUGACAGCCUCGAACGGAUCCCAAGGCCAAAAAGAGGUCGUUUUCCUACAACCAAAAGAAGGAUUGAUUCGAUUCGAUUCGAUUCGUCUGGCGACACUGUCAAAACGACACCAGCUCGUUCUCGCAGUCGGGACAGACGGUGUGUCGGAGGUCGGUCUGGUACGGUACGUAUUAGACCAUAACACUGCAACGUUUGUCAGCUGCUGCACACAGGAACAGACAAUGGAUCCGCCCGCAAACGACCAUACUAGCAGCGAUAACAACGUACUCUUCCAAAGUCUACAAAAGCGGCUGAAUCAGCUCGAAAUAUGGCGAGAAAUUGCGGUUCGGCCGACCCAAGAAGAAUGCCACCAGCAGGACUGGGAUCUCUGGGAAAGUCCAACGGAUGACCUGGUGAAGCUGUCUAUGCGAUGCAUCUCGGUGCGUGCGGAGAUGAAUGCCAACCUACCGGUGCUCGUGGAUCCCCAAGAUGAUAACCUUUGUUCUGCACCGAGCACGAUUCCCGGAGACUCUGGAUUGGGUUUAUUCUUGAAGCCCCUGGACGGAAAACCCCUUCGCCAAGGCGAUCGGUUAUGUUAUUACUAUGGCCACAUUCACAACUUUCAGUCGGCCAAACUGCUGGAAGAUAGAUCAUAUCUUCUGGGGCUCCAUGGAGAUCUGAUGGUGGACGCAGGUCCAGCUUGCUUGCGUCAUAUUCACGCUCGCUUCAUCAACGACCCAUUGAAUGAAGCCUAUGUGAAUUGCCAAUUUAUACCGGACAAAGAAGACAUGCUGGCCCGUGCCGCCGUGGUCAGUACCAGGGAGAUCCAACCGGAGGAAGAAUUAUUCGUGGCGUACGGGGAUGCCUACUGGUCCCAACAGACCUCCGCGGGUACGGUGAUGCCCACGGUUGUGCCCCCUAGCAUAAAUCAGGGCUGA
This is a messenger RNA of Seminavis robusta, 918 nucleotides long. The record is from the annotation of a GenBank genome assembly. NCBI's taxonomy places the organism in Eukaryota, Bacillariophyta, Bacillariophyceae, Naviculales, Naviculaceae.